Molecule: messenger RNA, 2003 nt
Organism: Pseudoliparis swirei
Lineage: Eukaryota; Metazoa; Chordata; Actinopteri; Perciformes; Liparidae
Product: protein FAM50A
Exons: 12
Coding region: 147-1118 (323 amino acids)
Biological process (GO): chromatin organization
Cellular component (GO): nucleus
Source: RefSeq, a predicted model, not a curated record
UAGUUGUGGUGUGCCGGGAGGUUUGCCUUUCACAGUUCUGGAAAACAACUUAAUCUUCUGCUUUUACUUGAUAAUUUAUGAUUUAUUCUGCGUAUUUUGUCGAUUAAACUUAAUAAACAGCGCGAGCCGAGCGCGAAGGAAGCAACAUGGCGCAGUACAAAGGCGCCGCCAGCGAGGCUGGCAGAGCCAUGCAGCUGAUAAAGAAGAGAGAAAAGGAGAGAGAGACGGUGGAGCUGCUCAAGAUAAAGAUUGCAGAGGACAACAUGGUCAAGUCCAACAUCGACAAGAAGUUCUCGGCUCACUACGACGCCGUGGAGGCGGAGCUUAAGUCCAGCACCGUCGGUCUGGUGACGCUGAACGACAUGAAGGCGAAGCAGGAGGCGCUGGUGAAGGAGCGCGAGAAGCAGCUGGCCAAGAAGGAGCAGUCCAAGGAGCUGCAGCUCAAACUGGAGAAGCAGAAGGAGAAGAAGAGAAAGGAGGAGCAGAAGAGGAAGAUCGCCAGUUUAUCCUUCAACCCGAAGGACGAGGGAGAAGGGGGGGAGGAAGAGGAGGACGAGGAGGAAGAGGAGGACGAGGUGGACUAUUGUCCGGCGAGGAAGAAAUAUUUGGGUAAAAAUCCAGACGUGGACACGAGUUUCCUUCCAGAUCGAGACCGAGAGGAGGAGGAGAACCGCCUCCGAGAGGAGCUCCGGCAGGAGUGGGAGCUGAAGCAGGAGAAGAUAAAGAGCGAGGAGAUCGAGAUCACCUUCAGCUACUGGGACGGCUCCGGACACCGGAAGACCGUCAAGAUGAAGAAGGGGAACACCAUCCAGAACUUCCUCCAGAGGGCGCUAGAGGUCCUCAGGAAGGACUUCAGUGAGCUGAGGUCUGCAGGCGUGGAGCAGCUGAUGUACAUCAAAGAGGAUCUGAUCAUCCCUCACCACCACAGCUUCUACGACUUCAUCGUCACCAAAGCCAGAGGGAAGUCAGGGCCGCUCUUCAGCUUCGACGUGCACGACGACAUCCGGCUGGUGAACGACGCCACGGUGGAGAAAGACGAGGAGAGCAGGAUCCCUGAGUCCCGCAGCUUCAAAAUAAAAGCUUCUCAGCUUCCUCCAGAUGUAUCGCUGGUUGCUUAGAAGCCUCGAGUGUCGACACGUGCCCGACGCAUCAAUCACAACCCAGAGGACGAGUGUGACCACACGGCUGCUUCUACUUUUAGAGGCUCGGAGCAUGAAAGAUUUAUUGAUUAUCAGAAGGAUUUAUUGUUUAUCUGCUUCUAUUUAUUGUUGGAUGUAUUUCUGGGAUUAGAGUUUUAUCUUUUUCCUACAUUUCCUGGCUGAGUCUGAAGCUCGCUGUGUGUCGUCUUGUCAGAUGUUUUCUUUGUUUCUGUUGGUCAAUAACUUCUUGAAAUUGCUUUCUUUUAGUUUUUUGUUUCAUCCUGUCGUUGUUGUUGUUUAUUCUGUGUUAUUUCAAAAAAAUUGCCAUAAAUGUGUAUUUAACUAAAAUGAGCAUCAUCUAAAAUCUGCACAUGCGAUGUCGAAGACAUCUGUACAUGUCUGAUUGCCUACUUUCAAUUUAAUUAGAAUAAUGAAGAAAAAAUAUAAUAAUAUAAUAACAGUUCUAUAUUUUAAAAAAAAGAAAUGUCUAAUUGAAUCGAUGCCUACUUUCAAUUUAAUAAAAACAAUGAAGGAAACAAAAUAUAUAAUAUAAUAUUUAUCCCCCUAAAGAAAAAAUAAAGAAAUGUCUAAUUGAUGCCUACUUUCAAUAAUACAAAUGUAUAUAUGUAUUUGUGUGUGCGUAUAUAUAUAUAUGUGUGCAUAUAUAUGUAUAUAUAUAUAUGUGUGUAUAUAUGUAUAUUUGUGUGUGUAUGUAUAUAUAUAUAUAAAAAUCUUUUAUUUUGAAAAGCUGACCCGGUGGUGUCCCUGCAGUCCCAUGCAGGUAAAGUGGUGCUGAGGAGCUGGUACGAGAAGAACAAGCACAUCUUCCCCGCCAGCCGCUGGGAGCCGUACGACCCCGAGAAG